Messenger RNA from Phaethon lepturus (White-tailed tropicbird), 2445 nucleotides. RefSeq lists its product as uncharacterized. The record is from RefSeq and is a predicted model, not a curated record. The annotation marks the transcript as partial. Lineage: Eukaryota; Metazoa; Chordata; Aves; Phaethontiformes; Phaethontidae. The transcript has a single exon.
AGAGUUAUCACCUACAGAACAACAGAAAGAAAUGUAGACCACCUUAACUGUGGGUUUGCAUUGUACGGCAUGACUAGAACUUGUGCCGUUGAAGUUCCAGAAAUCACAUUUCAGAUGAUUGACCUCAGCUCUUCCAGUUCCCUGGACAUCUCAGUGCUAGCAGAUGUUCUUGUCAAAUACAAAGGUGUGGACUACCCAGAAGUUUGCAUCAGCCAAGGAAGAAUUUAUGUGGCUGAAAUCAGACGCACACCUUUUGUAGAUGCAGAUUACAGCCAACCCAUAAGAUCUCUCCAGAAGUCAGAAACAUUCACUUUGUAUACCUCUGAUCCAUACUCAGCAAAAGACUUGUCUGCUGAAUUAUCCACCAGCACUGCUACUCAGCUUGACAAACAGAGCAUUGAAAUUCAAGUGGAUAAAAUAUGUCUCCACUCAGACGAUUAUUUUCCCAUUAGUGUUUCUAGUCGUAACUUUGGUAAUACACUGUACUGGAAUUCACAAGCAGUGGACAAACACGGACUUUUAGCUCUUGAUUUCAGUGGCACAGUAACAGCAAUAGGCUCUGAUGUGAAGAAAGUUAAAGUGGGAGAUCACGUGGUUUCAUGUUAUCCAGCUGCUGCAUCAUCCAGAGUUCGGAUUCCAGGAACAGUUUGUUUCAAUGUAAAGAAAUUCCCAUGCUUUCAGAAUGUCCCUUGUGUGUCAUACUUUAUCAUUGCUUGGGAAAUCUUCAAUCAGAGGUUACCCAAGGGGAAACACAGCAGAACAUUGGGUAUUAUUUCCACAGAGCCAUCAUCAGUUUUGUGCCAUGUUCUUUCUGCAGCAGCAGAAGAGAUGGGUUGGAGAACAGUACUUGCAAGGCCCACUCCUGAUAAUUUCCAGUAUAUAAACUUAUGCAAUGCCCUUGUUGUUCUUCCUCCAGUGAAUAGACUGUCUUGGGAGGAUCUGGCCCACAUGUACUUUCUUAAAGAUGUGGUGAUAGUGUGUGGCAAUCGACAGUCUGAAUGUAUGCAGAAUGUCAGUGGAAUUGACCAUGAAAGUAUCAGCUUUCAUAUCCUUACACUUAACAGCACUUUCCAGAAAGCAUCUCUGAAGGAAGUGCAAAAGACUGUGCAUGCGUGGAUCAAUUCCAUGGAUAUGAAACGGUUUAGAGGUCUAUCAGGUUCUGUUUUUCAGCAGACUGAGAACUUUGAAAGAAUGAACUCCGUGAUGUCCUAUUUUACCUGCACAUCUGUCCCACUUGCUGUACUGAGAAGGCAGAAGGAUAUCACCAUGCUUUCAGAUAUACCGUUGUAUGAGUCCCAGAAGAAGUUGUUUAAGCAGAAUGCUGUUUACAUAGUAGUUGGGGGGCUCACUGGACUUGGCUUUGAAACGGUGAAAUUCAUAGCCGAGAACGGAGGAGGGUGUAUUGCAAUACUGUCUAGGAAAAGUCCAAGCAAUGAGAAGCAAGAAGAGAUGAAAGCUUUGCGGCAGCGGUAUAAAGGGAGCAAAGUAGUGUUUGUGCAGUGUGAUGUUACUUCAACCAGUGAUGUUGAGAAAGCUUUCCAGAACAUUGUGAACAUCUUUGCGGGGCGUCCAAUCAAAGGUGUGUUUCAAAGUGCUGUUGUUUUACACGAUGGCCGUCUUGAAGUUCUGAAGUUGGCUGACUUUCAGAAAGUGCUGAGCCCAAAAGUAGCAGGGACCCUAAAUCUUCAUUGGGCUACCAGAGGCCAGGAGCUUGACUACUUUGUGUGCUACUCCUCUGUUACUUCCUUUCUGGGAAAUUCCACCCAGGCAAACUAUGCAGCUGCAAACUCUUUCCUGGAUGUCUUCUGCCUCUAUAGGAGGAACUGUGGCCUUUCAGGCCAAUCGAUCAACUGGGGUGCUUUGAACCUUGGCAUACUGCUCAAUCAAAACCAUAUUCAGAACAUUCUGGGAUCCAAGGGCAUAGACAUUCUGCAAGUGCAUGAAAUACAUGAGUACCUCAGGAAGAGCUUACUUAUGAAUAAUCCGCAACAAGCCGUCGCCAAAUUAAAUUUUCAAAUUUUAUAUAACCAUGUUUUUUCUCGGAUUACAUCGCUGAAAAAUCGCUUCAUAUCACUUAUGUCAGAAGAAUUCAGGAACAAGCUUGAAACCUCUGAGGAAACUCAAAUACAAGCCCAGGAUACUGCCUUAAUCAAAUCUGAGGACUAUAUCACCGCGCUGGUGAGUGACCUCACUGGAUUGAACCCAGAUGAACUAACCAUGAAUACAGCACUUUCAUCAUUGGGCAUAGACUCUAUGUCAGCUAUGACAAUUCAGAACCGUGUCUUUCAAGAGAGAAAGGUGGACAUACCUCUUCUGAAGCUGCUUGAUCCUCACACAACUCUGUCAAGUUUAGUAGUAGUUUUAGAAGAAACAAGCAAUGAAAAUGGAAUAGUUGAGAAAAAAAAUGCUGUGGUUGAAAGUGCAGAGAAUGGGAGCUGGCUAUAG